Molecule: messenger RNA, 3477 nt
Organism: Anopheles nili
Lineage: Eukaryota; Metazoa; Arthropoda; Insecta; Diptera; Culicidae
Product: choline/ethanolamine kinase
Exons: 8
Coding region: 83-1798 (571 amino acids)
Biological process (GO): phosphatidylethanolamine biosynthetic process; CDP-choline pathway
Cellular component (GO): cytoplasm
Molecular function (GO): choline kinase activity; ethanolamine kinase activity
Source: RefSeq, a predicted model, not a curated record
UUUUGGUACUCUGCGAGGGAUUCACCUUGGAGCAAUUAGAAGCCGAUUUAUCCUAGGCCGCCCACGGAUCACGGGACGCAGGAUGAAUAACCUCAUUGCGAAGCAACAGCGUUCUGUUGGCGUUGCCGAGUCCGUAAAACAGCUAGUGAAGGCCAACUCUCCCACGGAGAUGCGGGAUAUUGCGGCAAGGAUCUGCCGGGACUAUCUGACCGGCGCAUGGAAGACGAUUUCCGCCGAUGAGCUUCAGCUGAAGCGAAUAAGCGGUGGAUUGUCCAACUUUCUGUACUAUGUCAGCCUGCCGGAGCAUCUGUACUAUAACAACAAUAAUGGUGGCGUAAAGUCAAACAGAGGAUCUCGCCGGAACUCGUACGUCACGGAACACCAGUCGACCACGAAGGGGACGAACAAGGCAAGGAAUGGCAAUAAGCGUGCUCGCAAGGACAGUUGCUCGACCAUGCUGGAACCAAAGGAGGUAUUGCUACGAAUUUACGGCCAAACACAUGGCGAACAUGCGUUAGAAACGAUGCUCACGGAAUCGGUAGUAUUUACGCUGCUGAGCGAACGGAAGCUGGGACCUAAAUUGCACGGUAUUUUCCCGGGUGGUCGAAUCGAGCAGUACAUCCCCGCCCGUGCCCUGAUGACUGCUGAACUGAGUGAUGCAAAGAUUUCGCUCAAAAUUGCUGAAAGGAUGGCCGCCAUCCACAGCAUGAACAUACCGGUAUCGAAGGAACCGGACUGGAUAUGGAACACGAUGAACCGCUGGCUUAAGGGAGUGGCCGGAACGCUUCAGACGAUGGAGCGAGAUCGUGCCAAUGGCAAUUUAAAGACCGACAGUGGCACCCAACCAGCCAACCCAAUCGAGGACGUAACCUUGCUGACUGAAAUGGAUCUAACGUCGGAGAUCGAGUGGUUGCGUUCGGUGAUCGAAAGUGAGGAUUUUCCAGUCGUUUUCUGCCACAACGAUUUGCAGGAAGGCAACAUACUGUUGCGGCAGGAUUUUUCAACCGACAACAGCUACCGCGAAUGCACUGGAUUGGAUAACUUUGACGAUUCUACGCAGCUUGAUUCACACUUCAGCGGUAUUCUUAUAUCGAACGGUGUUGUACCGAACAGUACCGCACCCAUUGCUCCGUCAAAUGGUGCCAGCAAUCUCAACCGAAGCUCAAGGAAACGGUCGCUGGAUCACGAUAUAAUGGAGAACGAUCAGGACAACACACGUGAUUCCGUGCUCAGUGGCAACUCGCAGGCUCUCUCAGAAGUAAACUCCACUGUGGACGGCGAACCGGAACUGAUGAUAAUCGAUUUUGAGUACUGUGCCUAUAACUACCGCGGAUUCGAUCUGGCAAACCACUUCCUCGAGUGGACGUUCGAUUACACCAACACGCAGUCGCCGUACUUUUACCACAAACUGGACCAGUACCCUUCCGCCGAGCAGCAGGAGAAGUUUAUCCUGCAGUACCUGAGCCAUCUGGCACCGAUCGAUGGGCUAGAGUUCGAUGAUUGUGACGAGAUUGGACCAGAAGAAGAAACUUCCAAAGUAGACCGCAACACCGUCAAUGAUGAUGCUUCCGACGAGCUCGUGCAGUUGCGCCGUGAAGUCCAGUGCUUUACUAUGGCGUCCCAUCUUUUCUGGAGUAUGUGGGCGAUCGUGAACGUGUACCAGGAGAUCGAGUUUGGCUAUCUCGAGUACGCCAUCUGUCGGCUAAAGCAGUAUCGGUUAGCCAAAAAAUUCUACAUUGAAACGAUGAACAGGCGCAGCUCCAACGAUCAGACACCGACGGUGGAUACGGCGAAGUGAGACGGUUCGUGAUCGGGUCGGGUAUAAAAGGAGCACGUUUUGGCGGUCGGGUGUGGAAGGUUGCGUUUGUGAGUUUUGUGAAUUUUAUGUUUUUUGCAUUGGACAAAUUGAAUCUCGUACCGGUAAUGCAUGCGGUCGUUUCUCGUCGAAAGUCGCAAGCAAACCGUUCCCUGUCCGAAACGUGCUCUCCGGACUAAUCCCUUCCCUCUGUUCCCGGAUCUUCCGGGCUGUGUCUCUGUCUGAUGUGAUUGGCUGUUAUACUCUUUGGUAACUAAACAAAACUAGCUCACCAGUAAACAUUAGAAUUGGAUCAAAUGAAGAUGGUGGUGCUUUAAAUACGAAUGUGUAAAUGCGGUACAAGAUGCGAUCAUUUGUUUGCUCGUCGAGCAAAACGCACACGCGGUAGGAGAGCCAAAUGAGCCGCAUUUCUCAGAUGUUGGUUAUUCAUAAUGUGAAUGUAAUAAGUGCUAAGGAAUGUUGCCAAGGUUGCAUUGAAUGGAAUGCGUGUAGGAAUAAGAGGAUAGAUCAAUUCGUCUUCAUUAUGUAACAGUAUUAGUUGCCAUAACGAGAUACUAGUUUCUGUGGUAGUCGAGAGUUGUCCUUGUUUCGUAUCCAUUACAUUGUGCAUAUUGUGACUAUUUAUUUCUGUACUUGCAGACCUUUAUGGUGGCGUCGUGUAUUUUUAAAGAUACUGCUAGACCACAUUCUUCACAAAGAUUCAAGUUUUCAAAGAUAUUCAAUAAUGAUUAAUUUCUAACACAUACAAACAUAUCUAAAGCAAAGCGAAAGACUAAUACAGAUGGUGAUAUGACGAAUUUAUAAUGAUAAAAGCUUGUUAAUUUAAAAUUUUUGUUUGACUUUCAAGCAGGGAACUUUUGUACUUUGUAAUAAAUGUGUUAUGUGUUGUUUUUAUGUUUAUUAGCAUUAACCUAUUUUUCCGAUUGAUUUUUAGAAAUUUAAACAUUUACUAAAACUCCCGUCUUAUAGAUGACCGAUGAGUUGUGAUGUUGAAUUUGGUUGUAGGAUAUGUAGAACGAUUCCCGACUGAUGAUUGGUAGAGAUCGUCGUUUAAGACACUAAGGAAUGGUGAAGAAAAAAGUGAAAUGAAUUGUAGCCAGUUUGGCAAGUAGAAUAGCUUCUUAUAUUUACGAUCAAGUAAGUGGUAGUCAACGAUCCAAAAUAAGCGCCUAGAAACGCACUCUACUGUGCAGGAACUCCAAACAUAUCGAACCACGUGCGAGCUAAAGUUACUGCUACAAACUAGAAUACGAACAGCAAAGAGAAUGAAAGAAAUUUAUUCAAAAUAUUCUUUUGCUGUAUCCACAUUUUAAUGCACUGGUUUUUUCUAGGAUAAACACAAAAACAUAUGCAAGAGGCAAACAUCUUUAUCCUGCUGUAGGCCGUGAAACUUUAAAGGAAUAUCCGGAUAGUUAAACGAUGUGCUUUGGAAUAUAUUCUGAAGGAUAGAUUCGCAAAUAUGGAUAUUAGUAUGUCUUGUAGGUAGCGCUAGCUAUUUAUUGAAGAUCGUUGAAAUGAGACUUGAAGAUAGGUAACUAAAAUAAACGAGGGUGAACCGUUUUUUCAGUAUAAUCUUUAGUAAAUAGAAAUCUAUCACGCUCUUUUAGGCUUGUGCAAGAAUAAAAUUUAAUAAACUCUUUUCAGUACGUAAAUUGUUACGA